Zonotrichia leucophrys gambelii is the source of this 1016-nucleotide messenger RNA. RefSeq names its product SAP domain containing ribonucleoprotein (gene SARNP). Lineage: Eukaryota; Metazoa; Chordata; Aves; Passeriformes; Passerellidae. Gene Ontology annotation, cellular component: nucleus. The record is from RefSeq and is a predicted model, not a curated record. Bases 18 to 641 code for a protein of 207 amino acids. The transcript has 12 exons. Gene Ontology annotation, biological process: poly(A)+ mRNA export from nucleus.
GGCGAGGGGGUGACAAGAUGGCGGCGGAGCCGGUGGAGCUGCACAAGCUGAAGCUGGCAGAGCUGAAGCAGGAGUGCCUGGCGCGGGGCCUGGAGGCCAAGGGCAACAAGCAGGACCUGAUCCACCGCCUGCAGGCCUACCUGGAGGAGCACGCCGAGGAGGAGCCCAACGAGGAGGACGUGCUGGGAGAGGAGAUCGAGGAGGAGGAGCCGAAGGCGCCGGAGCCGCCGGCCGUGGUUGAGGAGGCGCCGGCGAAAUCUCCGGAAUUGAUCCAGGAGAAGAAAGUGGUGAAAAUCAACUCAGAAAUCUCCCAGAUGGAGAGGAUGCAGAAAAGGGCCGAGAGGUUCAACGUCCCCGUCAGCCUGGAGAGCAAAAAGGCAGCGAGGGCAGCGCGGUUUGGCUUGGCCACAAUUCCCACAAAAGGGCUCUCAGGAGACUCCAAACCCACGAUAAACCUGGAAAAGCUCAAGGAAAGGGCCCAGAGGUUCGGCCUCAACGUCUCCUCCCUCUCCAGGAAGAGUGAGGAGGAUGAGAAGCUGAAGAAGAGGAAGGAAAGGUUCGGGAUCGUCACCGGGGCCGGCGCCGCCGAGGACUCCGAGGCAAAGAAGCGGAAAAGGGCGGAAAGGUUCGGGAUCGUCUGAGCUGCUCCGGCCUCUCCUCAGGUGGGCCUUGCCUGAACCCUUCCCCUGUUGAAGACUGGAGGUGCCAGGAUUUGGAAUUUCGGGAAUCUCAUCCCGGAGCCGUGGGAGCGCCGGGGCCAUUCCCAGCCCCAGAGAUUCUAUUUUUUUGGGAAUUUUCCAUUUCCCAUCCUCGGGAAUCUCAGAAAUUCCCAGGAUGCUCCUUCUUCCCAUCCCCAAAAAUCCUCCGUUUUUUCCCCGUUUUUUUUUUUUUCCCGGUUUUUUUCCCAGGUUUUGUAUUCCCGGUUUUUUGUAUUUUCCCGGUUUUUCCCCCUCGGAAGGGUCAGCACUGCCCUCAUCCCACAUUUCCCAAUAAAAAUUUUCCCUUUUCCAAGGAAA